Molecule: messenger RNA, 216 nt
Organism: Ustilaginoidea virens
Lineage: Eukaryota; Fungi; Ascomycota; Sordariomycetes; Hypocreales; Clavicipitaceae
Exons: 3
Coding region: 1-216 (71 amino acids)
Source: RefSeq, a predicted model, not a curated record
AUGUCUUCCUGCCCCGACAAUGGCCAAGUGCCGCGAUUUCCCGGCACCUCGUUGCCCAGCACACCUCUCGACCUCGGCGUUUCAAGCUUAUUUCGCCUUUCUUCUGCGCUCGCUCUCCUCGCACUCGACGCUGUCUCUCGCUGGUUCGUGGUCCUGGGACAAGUUUCUCGCAGGACUACGAAUGAGGUCAAACACGGCCAAUAUCAGACUCGUUAA